AUGACAAGAAGAUAUGCGACGUUCUACGACGUAAUACUUAUCUGGUCUGCUGGUGGUGGUGGUGAAAAAGGAGUAACGUAUAAGGAGCGUUUUAUUUUAGAUCUUGCAAUAAUACGAGUAAUUUUCUUAUUUAUAUAAUGCAUCAAUAUGGACGGGUGUUAUGCAGAAAAUAAAGAUGUUAUUAAACAACAACUUUUAAAAUGGGAUAUUUUUAUGGACGAUAGUAUCAUACCUCUACUUAUAUAUAUGCAUGUUUACCAUGUUACAACAACAAUGUAAUAAUGAGUUACGUUACAGAACAUUGGUGUGGGAUGGGUGAAAUUGAAAGUGUGCUUAUAAAAGAAAAUUUUGAUGUAGAAUUAGAUAGAUAUAUAAAAAUAUAUUUUUCGAAGUUUUGUAAAUUGUUUAAAACAAAGAAGGCAUUUGAGGUAUGCGAUUUAAUGUUGGUUUUAUUUCAAGGUAAUGAUUUUUAAAAUAUUUCCGGUUGUUUUAAACUAUUAGUUACCGCAUAUACCCUUGUGUCUAUAUAUGGUCAUAUAGAUUUUUCCAGUUUGGAAAAUAAAUAUUUUUUUUAAGACAAAUGACAAAUAUUCGAAAUAAAGUGUGUCGACAUAUUCAAGGUGUUAUAGCUAAGGAAUUUUUGUUAAACACCGCUUUGUUUGCGGGCACGUUAUAUACAGCAUAUAAAUUGUGGUGAAGACACGCCAAUAUAUUUCAUUCCAAGAUGGCACAAAAUACAGAAGAAAGUCGCCCGUUAGAAUUAUAUGAGAAACGGAAUGCUACCCAUGUUAAAGAAUUGGGUAGUUACGAGAACAGAACAAAAAAAAUGUUGUGGUAUGAGCGAUUCAAUGAAAAAUGUCACAUCGCUUCAGCAUUACCCACACAAGGGGCUGAUAAGAAUUUAUAUAAAAUGAAAUUCAGCAUGAGCCAUGAAGAGCUACGCCUUGUCCAAGAAUGUCUUAAACAGGCAAAGAAAGGUGGUAAGCAUUAUUUUCUCAUAUCAGAAAGUGAAGAUUAUCAAAAGAGUCUGGUGUGUUUGGUGUUGAAAGAUAGCAAGUUUCAGGGGCUGGUAUUGUGUCGGUUAAACGCUGUAAAACCGUUGGAUGUGGUCGAGGGUGAUGUUCCCGAGGGUGAUGAAGAAGAUAGCGGUGUGGUGGUGCCCCCGACCGAUGGGUACACUGUUCGAACCCGAGUUGGAUUGGGUUGAAGCUUGGGCAAAAUGCUAUUUUUUGAAAAAUGAAGAUUGGCAACAUGUGUGCAAAGUAAUCAAUGAAUUUCUGUUGGAUGUUCAACACGCGAUGGAUGUUGAUGAUGAAUCGGUUAUUCCCUCUACACCACCACCACCGGUAAAUAAAAAAAAAAACCUCUCUACCACUUUUGCCACUACCAAAUCCGUCACAUCGAAGGCUACCACAUCGAAGGCUACCACAUCAAAAAACCCGUCGAAACCGACCAAGCGUAAGCGUAUUGUCGAUGACUUAUCUGAUGAGGUAAAUUAUAGUGAAUUGUAUUAUUCUGCGCGUCAAUUAGAACAAAAACUAGAGUUUGGUUUAACGAUGAGCAAUACAAUUAAGCGUGUAUUAAUGUAUAUGCUAAAGUAUGGUGAAACGUUUGAUAACGCUUUACAUUUGUAUAAUACAAAUGGGGAAAAUAGUAUUUUAAUAGAAUUCAGGAGUGAAAUAGAAACUGCAAGGGAUAAGUUACUUAGGAUAUUUAACGUGUCUGAAUUGACUUUAGAUGGUUUUUUGGAAACUGUUCUUUCAUGCUGGUAAUUUUUUUUUUAGUCACGAAAAGCUAUAUCGGUUAUUAUAGCUGUUAUGUAUCGUGAUAAAAUUCCCGCAAAACAAGCAGUUCUCAGUUAUAAAGAUGAGAUGAAUGAAGAGUUUCCACAUGACUAUCUACAGCUGAUAAAAGACGGCGGUGAUUUAGAUGUAGAUGAUAUGUACGCUGAAAUGAUUGAUAAAAAUAUGUUACAUUAAUUUUUUUGUAGUAAUCAUGGGAAAACAAGCUUGAAAGACAAAUAACAAAGAAUUAAUUAAAAAGACAUCACGAUUAUUAAAACAUGAACGUUUAAAUGAAAAAGAAAAAGAAGCAUAUACGUUACACAGUCGUAAACUGGUAAAAUAUAAACGCUUAAAUAUUAACAUUUAUGAACGUAAUACUAUGAAGCGCCAUUUGUGACAAAAUACCAGCAAUAAUGUGUAUAGAAAAAUUAAAUUUAUGUAUCAAAAGUUCAUAUUUUUAUGGUUAAAAUGCAAAAACAAAUGUAUCAGAGUUUCUUUAUGUAUCAAAAGUUCAUAUAUUUAUGGUUAAAAUACAAAACAAAUGUAUCAGAGUUUCUUUAUAAAAGUACAGCAGAGAACGGUCAGCAGUCUCUAACGUAUAAAAGUUGCAACACUUUAUGUUGUACAAAUAUAAUGGUCUAUUUUCGCCAUUUUCGCGCCAUAAUUGCAAGAAGAUCCAACAUGGCGGAUCAAAACAAUUCGAGCAAUUCGCUCGGUUCUUCUGGUUUUUCUAUUGAACAACUGGUAAACGGAGUUUUAUUGCAUCCACAAUUUCGUCACGUUGUCAGCAACAUAACAUGACUUCCUCCCAGAAUUCAACUUCAAGUGUCACAUCGACAACAACUAAUAAAUGGUCCAUCGACUCCCACAGCUGGUCAAUCUACUCCCCCUGUAUUAACCCAUUCGAGCGCGACGACGAGUCAUGUCGGUAAUCAAAAUCAAAGUCCGGCUGAGGAAUUGAGGGCUAUUUUUCGACGUGGAACAUCUUCCCAGCAACAGCAAAAUAUAAAUGCAACUAUUCCUCGUUUUAAUAGUAGAUUUUCUUACCAGCCGAGAGGCCGCCGCAAUGCAACUCGUAGACUGAAUAGCAACGAAGGGAAACAGAAGACAACUGGAAAACGCUGCGGUCAAACUCCAGCCAAACAAUCUUUUUGCCGAGAAGUUGUGUUAUUAAGGAGUCCAGACGACACCAAGGGUGUUCGUGGUCAUAGUAAAGCAGCAUUGCACAGAGCUGGGAAUGUCAUCAGUGCAUUUAAAUUUGAAAAGAGUUGGUGUUUUUCUACGGUCUGCGAAGAGCUCAAUAAAGCAUUUCCUCAGCUCGGGUGUAUAAAUACAAUGCCAAAGUGAGUGAUUGUAUAAAAUUAUUAAUAAGCUAUUCCAAUUAAUAUGUGUACCCCCCCCCCCUUAUCGAGGAGACUGGAAAUCCUCUGGUGUAAGUAGUUCCAGGCUGGAAAUCCUCAGGUGUGGGCUGUUUUCAGUCUGGAAAUCACCAGUUGUGGAUAGUUUUCAGCCUGGAAAUCUUCAGGUGUAGGCUGUUUUCACUCGGGCUGGAAUCCCUCAGCAUAAGCAUAUUUUCUGACUGGAAUUCCUCAGGGUAAGCAAACUAUCAACCUGGAAUUCCUCAUCAUAAGCAUAUUAUCUGACUGAAAUUCCUCAGGGUAGGUAUAUUUAAUAUCUGACCGGAAUUCUUCAGAGUAAGGAUAUUAUAUUAUCAGGCUGGAGUUCCUCAGGGUAGGCAUAUUAUCAGGCUGAAAUUCCUCAGGGGCAAAAGCGCUGGGGACUAUGUCCUUGAUAGGUGGGGGGGGGGGGGCAGAUAUUAAAUGGAAUAACCCAAUAUAUAAAAAUAGUGCCUUUUGAUAGUGAAUUUUACAUUUGUCUGGUAUUAAAUAAGUCUUUCUCUAAACUUAAAAUGUGUGAAAUUCAGUGUCUUGCAAACCCAAAAUAGAGUUAACCUAGUAAUGAGUGGCAGCACUCUACACUUGAACCCAUUAUUUGAAUGGCAGCACUCCACUUGACGAGUAAAAUCGUCUGGUGUUAGACAGAGUAAAAUACUAAAGUAGGGCACAUCGGGGUGCAUUGCCACAUAACAGGUUAAUAUACACAAUAAAAAGCAUAUACAUGCAUAUAUAUAUAUGUUUGCGAUGUUACUCUGAGUGCAUAUCCACACCGGGCGAGCUUGAAAAAUAUACCCGGCCACGGUGGGAUUCGAACCUAUGACCUUUGGAAUACUAGCCCAAUGCUCUUCCAACUGAGCUACGCUAGCCUGCGAGCAGGCUCUCUGGGGAAAGAGAGCCUGCAAGGAUCCCUAUGAUGAUUCGGUGCAUGCGUCCAAUAUUUGGACGCAGUGCUCUGAUUGGUUGAUAACUGAUUCAUAUGAAGUGAUUGACAAGCUUCCAUAAACUUGCACUUCCUGUUUGUAAAACCGACCAACGCAAAGCUUCGGAAUUGCGGCAAUGUUAAUGUAGAGAUAAAAGUGUCAUGUAUUUUGAUCCUGGUUGACUUUUUACUGUAAAUUAAUAUAGUAUUCAUAUAAAGACGAAUACUAAAAGCUUGCAUGCUUUAUUGUGUCCUUGGCUUGUCUGACUCCUAAGCUAAGAAUAAUUCUUGAGAAAGACUGCACAAAUUCGCAAACCGAAACCUAGGGACAAGGCAUUAUAUCGCUUCUCUUUUAUGAAACAAUAUUGGGAAUUCUGAUAAUAUUCAGUGCAUAUUGUGUGUAUUAAGCUUGUUUUACAAUGUUAUACUGACUAUUUAAUAUUUAUAAGUAUGCGGCGUUAAAAUGUACAGUAAUUUACUCGUCACUUUGUUUACAAUAAUUAUCACAUGCAUGUUUACUGCAAUUCCACUUUUUGUUGCAAAAUUUGAACUAUAAACAUAUUAUUAAAUUAUGUCCAAUGUCCAUGGUAUAUCAUAUAUGUCUAUGUCUCACCAAAGCCAUAAAUUUCAGUAAGUUAUAUUAUUACUAUAUAUAUAGACUGUAUACAGUGUAUAUUAUAUAUUGCAGCACGAAGCAAUUCCAAAUAACUGAAUUAGUUAGCGGGUAAUAUACAACUUUAAACUUACUGUGCCUACAGGAGAAACACAUGCAGAUUGUAAUAAAAAGUACAACUUGAUAUAUUACUCUGUAAAACCUCGAGCCGUUUUAACUUUUUUAGUAUGCCACAGUGGCGGUCUGUAUACGAAACUAUUAACGAAUUUGAAACGAAUCGGUUUAUGUUUACAAUAUCGUAGUGUAUUCCGGUCUGUGCUGAUUGGUUGUUAUUAAUUGACCUGUGACAUCAUAAUUGAAGGGCGGCACGCAAUCAUCAUAGGGAUCCUUGCAGGCUCUCUUUCCCCAGAGAGCCUGCUACGCGGUCAGGACGGUUCGAGUAACUAGCGCGGUCAGGACGGUUCACUUACUCGAACCGUCCUGACCGCAUAGCUCAGUUGGAAGAGCAUUGGGCUAGUAUUCCAAAGGUCGUAGGUUCGAAUCCCACCGUGGCCGGGUAUAUUUUUCAAGCUCACCCGGUGUGGAUAUGCACUCAGAGUAACAUCGCAAACAUAUUAUUCACCUGAGUACACAACACCAACACAAAAAAAAAUUCAUAUUACAAGAACACAUUGGUAUUGAAGGAACUAGAUACUGUUCCGAAAUAUCACUUACUCGAACUGUCCUGACCGCGUAGCUCUGUUGGAAGAGCAUUGGGCUAGUAUUCCAAAGGUUGUAGGUUCGAAUCCCACCGUGGCCGGGUAUAUUUUUCAAGCUUGCGCGGUGUGGAUAUGCACUCAGAGUAACAUCACAAACAAUAUUCACCUGAGUACACAACACCAACACAAAAAAAAAUAAAUUCAUAUUACAAGAACACAUUGGUAUUGAAGGAACUAGAUACUGUUCCGAAAUAUCACUUACUCGAACCGUCCUGACCGCGUAGCUCAGUUGGAAGAGCAUUGGGCUAGAAUUCCAAAGGUCGUAGGUUCGAAUCCCACCGUGGCCGGGUAUAUUUUUCAAGCUCGUCCGGUGUGGAUAUGCACUCAGAGUAACAUCACAAACAUAUUAUUCACCUGAGUACACAACACCAACACAAAAAAAAAUGUAUAUAUAUAUUUUAAGACAUGAACAAUUAAUUUAACCAUAAUUCUUGGAUUUCAUGUGAUGUCAUAGAUUUGAGUGGGGGUAGCUUUAAAUCGAGAAACAGUCAUCAGAGUGAAUUCAUUGUCCACUGUAUGUGUUGGCCUUGUGUUUGGUGGCAAAUAAGUGAAAUUUUGUAUCUCAAUACAUUUGAGGUCGAAUCUAGUUCCUUCAUUAUCAAUGUAAUCUAGUAUAAUCAUGAUUUUUUGUGUGUGUGUUUAAUGUACUCAGGUGAAUAUGGUGCUUGUGAUGUUGCUCUGAGUGUAUAUCCCCACUGGGCUAGCUUGAAAGAUAUGCCUAGCCAUGCAUAUUAAUAUAACAAAUAAGCUGUUGUUGAAUUGCAGAUUUCAGAUUAUGAUGGGUGUGGGAAACGAGCUAGUUAAACCGCAACUUGCAGCUGGUGAAGAGUUAACUGGUGGAAAUAUCAAUAAAAUAUUCACCCAAAGAUCAGUUUGGAUUUUGCCAUCUGAGAAACUUGAUGAUUUAUGCAAAGAUUAG
This is a messenger RNA of Paramuricea clavata, 6390 nucleotides long. Lineage: Eukaryota; Metazoa; Cnidaria; Anthozoa; Malacalcyonacea; Plexauridae. The record is from the annotation of a GenBank genome assembly.